UUCCCGCUGUCAAUUUCGUCCGGAUAGGGUGCACGAUUAACCUAUACCGCCCACCGCAGAGCGAAAGUUCGGCGAGCUCACGCUCCCUCAGGGCCCGCAGAAGGUCCCACGCGAGUGCAGUGUCCCAGGAGAAAAGUGCGUGGUUGCAUAAUAACGACCCAGUUAUGUGUGUGAUUCGUGAUAUAUCUUAGUGCGAUUUAGUUCUCAAAUCUGUUAGAAAACAGAUAGCAGGAAAUCAAAGAUGCUGAAGGGUCGCGGUCGUGACCCGCGGGUCUUGACCAGCCCGCCGCCGGCGCAGCUCGCGGCGCGGGUGCCGGCGCCGACGCAGGGCGUGAGACCUCAGCCUCAGAUGCACUCCUCCUCAAAACUCACUCUGCGCACGCCGACGCUAUCGCGGGCGCCUAUCGCCAAACCAGAGCCAGAUUACGAAGUCGUGGAGUUCCCCUCCGAACAGUAUGUGAACGCCAAGCUGCAGCCGCCACCGCCACCUCCGCCGCGUCCUCCUACAGGGCAUCCAGUUGAAGCAGCGUCAUGCGGUCUUUGCGGGGGCGGAGGCGCGCGGGUCCGCUGCACCGAGUGCGGUCGGCGAGCGCUCUGCGCCUCCUGCGACGACAUGUACCACCGGCACCCUAAGCGCCGCCACCACCAGAGACAGGCAUUGUCCUUGAACCAAAUGCGGGACGAACGACCGCCUCUGCCACCGAAGGCUGCUCCCCCAGUGCCUCCACCGCGAAGACACAAGAUUAGCGGUGACAGAAUGAGCGCGAGUCCCAGACCUCCAUCGGUGGCGGAACAGCGCAACUCGACUCUCGGUUCUCACUCCAUGAAUCCCAUGAUGCAUACUCAAACGAUGCCGCUGAACAAUCGGCCGAGUCAGCAUAGUCAGCAGAUACCACCUCAUCUUCAGAAGCUAGCAGCAGGACCUACGCAUUUGGGCAGCGUGCCCUAUUUGCCUGCGGCGCACCAUUCUCCUGCGCCUGUAGUGCCUGCUCAGACCAAUACGUUAGGGCAUCUGACUGGCUGGGGAAGACCACGUGGGUCACUGCCGGGCUUCAAUGUUCCACCUAACAUGAUGCAGCAACAAAUGGGGCCAGAAAGCUGGGAGAGUCCGGAGAGCGUUCAGGCGCAGAACUGGGGUCGGCCGAUGCGGCGGGGGGCCUCGGUGCUGGAGCUGAGCGGCGGGAGCAUGGGGGGGAUGGGGGGCAUGGUGGGGGCGGGGUGCCCUGGCUGCGCCGGCUGCGCGGGCGGCUGGCGCUACGGCAGCUGCGCCAGCCUCGACCACCAGCCGUGGGCCGCGUGGCCGCCCGCCUGCUGCCACCCGCCCGCGCCGCUCGCGCACCCUCAUGCGCAUGCUCACCCGCAUGUGCACGCGCCGCAGACGCCGCAGCCUUACCGCAGAGUGGACAGCCGCGCGGUAUCCCGCGCCGCUUCCCGAGCGGGCUCGCGCGCGGCAUCUCCCGCUAUGAGCGUGAGAUCUCGUGCCUCUCGCCGGCCCAAACAUCGCACGCCCUCGCCGCCGCCGCUGCCAUCUAGCGACGCCGACUCCGAGAGCGAGAGUGACAGCGACCACGAAGCGCCACCAAAGCAAGAAGAAGCCGAAGAGUGGCUGGGCCCGGCGCCGGCGCCGGCGGCCGCGGCGUGGCAGUGCGAGCACUGCACGUUCGUCAACGAGCCCGGCGAGCGCGUGUGCGCCGUCUGCUGCCGCACGCCCACCGCCGCGCCCAAGAUCGUGCAAGCGCCUGGAGACGCCACGAGUGGCCGACGCGCUGACAGCCCAAGGACUGUAGCGGAAAACGCUCGAAGCGUAGCGGAUAGCGCUCGAAGCGUAGCGGAAAGCGCGCGAGGCAUCAGCCGACUGGAACUAGACGACGACCCGCCUCCGCCGCGGACUGUCAAUCGAGUGGCAUCGCCAUCGCCAGUCCGCGUCGUCGACAGCCGAACUUAUCAAAAUGGAGAAACGACAACAAACAAAACUGCUCCGAAAAAAGAACGCAUUUCUACCGGCUGCGGGCCCUCGCCGCCACGAGAAGAGAACAACCUAAAACAAAAAAACCGCCUAGUUACCCCCACCCGGGAACAAAGUGUAGAACCAUCGCGACGCCACGAUAUGGGUGUGGGACCGUCCCCACCCAGAGAGACCCAGCAUUCUAUCAGCGUCGGACCAUCUCCACCGAGACAGAAUAUAUCGAUGAAAGUGUCCCCGUAUAGAGAAGUGAAGCAACCAGAACCACCAGUGCGGUACAGCAUCUCAGUAGGCCCCUCCCCUCCCCGCGAGAAUACAAUACGCGCGUCCCCCGUUCAAAAAAAGUCCGCUGGGACGUCCCCCCCGCGGGACGCGAUUGAGAGUCGCUCGUCGUCCACGUCCCUCCGAGCCAACGUAUCUAAUACCGGUACGUCUCCACCGCCGCAAAGUAUCUCCACACAGACGUACGAGGUGCCAAACGCGUGGGAGCGCGCCCCGUCAGCGUCUCGUUCGCGCGCGCGGAGACGCUUCCGCGACGACAGCCGCCGCGAGCGCUCGCACAGCCGCCACUCGCUCUCCAGCGACACGAGGGUAAGCCAUCACGAGGGUGGAAAUUGUGCCCGACGCGCUGACAGCCCAAGGACCAUAGCGGAAAACGCUCGGAGCGUAGCGGACAGCGCUCGUAGCGUAGCGGAAAGCGCGCGAGGCAUCAGCCGACUGGACCUGGACGACGACCCGCCUCCGCCGCGCACUGUCAAUCUAGUGGCAUCGCCAUCGCCAGUCCGCAUCGUCGAGAGCCGAACUCAUCAAAAUGGAGAAACGACAACAAACAAAACUGCUCCCAAAAAGGAACGCAUUUCUACCGGCUGCGGGCCCUCGCCGCCGCGAGAAGAGAACCAUCAAAAACAAAUAAACCGCCUAGUUACCCCCACCCGGGAGCAAAGUGUAGAACCAUCGCGACGCCACGAUAUGGGUGUGGGGCCGUCUCCGCCCAGAGAGACCCAGCAUACUAUCAGCGUCGGGCCAUCUCCACCGAGACAGAAUAUAUCGAUGAGAGUGUCCCCGUAUAGAGAAGUGAAGCAACCAGAACCACCAGUGCGGCACAGCAUCUCAGUAGGCCCCUCCCCUCCCCGCGAGAAUACAAUACGCGCGUCCCCCGUUCAAAAAAAGUCCGCUGGGACGUCCCCCCCGCGGGACGUGAUUGAGAGUCGCUCGUCGUCCACGUCCCUCCGAGCCAACGUAUCUAAUACCGGUACGUCUCCACCGCCGCAAAGUAUCUCCACACAGACGUACGAGGUGCCAAACGCGUGGGAGCGCGCCCCGUCAGCGUCUCGUUCGCGCGCGCGGAGACGCUUCCGCGACGACAGCCGCCGCGAGCGCUCGCACAGCCGCCACUCGCUCUCCAGCGACACGAGGGAGAGCGAACGCAGCGCGCGAACUAGCGGCGGCGGAGGGGGGCGGUGGGAGUGGCGGGAGACUCGCGACAGCAGCCCGCCCGAGUGGAGCGGCAGCGAGCGCCGGCCGCCCGCGCGCCUCACGCGCCGCGCCUCGCACCUCGACCUGCGCCGCGAGCCCCGCGCCCCGCGCCGCGCCAGCUACUACUCGCAGGCGGCAUCCCCGGAGCCGGGGCGCGCGAUGUCGAUGGAGGCGCUGGCGGGCGCGGGCGCGGCCGGCGCGGCGUCGCGCGGCCUGGAGCUGGCGCGCCUCAUGGCCGAGGCCGAGCGGCUCGGCUUCAGCGCGGCUGAGGUUCAAGCUGCACUAGCGCAGAGCCCAGCAGCGCCUCUAGCGUGGCUUCGCGGGCGCUGGCCGAGCUUGUGCGCCGGCGUACGCGCAGCCGCCGCCCGGCUGGCGCCCAACGCGCGUGUUUCCGAGCUGGAGGCGCGCGCCGCGCUAGCGAGGCACCGCGGCGCCAUGUGGCCCGCCGUCACCGACUGCGUCGAGAGGCACCGCCGACAGACGGAGCAGGGCACGAGCUCGGAGCGGCGGCUGCGCGGGCGCGUGUGGGGCUCCCCGGCCGGCGCCGACGACGACGCCGCGCCGCCGCCGCGCGCCCACACGCGCGCCGAAGAUAGCUCGGACGAGUACGAGCCGCCGCCGAACAAAUUGCGGGACGACGACUGGAUGUACCUCCCCCUCGACGCCGCCCGGGAGCCCGUCGAGCCCUGGGCCGUGGUUCCCGACCCGUACGACGACGUCGCCGAUGACGUCGCCGCGGACCUGAAAAGGCUCCUCGUGGGAGCGAGCGCUCCAGUGAUCCCCGACGACUUGGUUCUGGGAGGCUUCCUGCCCGACGAGUUGGCGGCGAUGUCCGCGGCGGACGGCAACGUUGGAGGCAAACCGCAUUUACUAGAUUUUAUCCAAUCUGAGAACGACUUCAUAGAGGCAUACAACGCUCUCACCAGGUCCAGUCCCCUCCCCAAUGUCAAUAAUCGCAAGGAUGGGUCGGACGGCGCUCAUUUUUCGGCAAAAAUAAAUUCGAAACGAGACACGCAUGACGUGGAUGAGAAUGAUUUAUAUUCUAAUAUUGAAAAAAACACUAAUAUUAAUAAUAAUAUUAACAUGCAAACAAAUCACAUAUCUCAUGAAUCAAUAGACUCGAAUAAAUUAAAGAAACGGUCGCCCGAAAAAGACAAAUCGAAUGAGUCUUUGGAAGUUACAUUAAAUAAUGUUUAUACGAUACAGCAAACUAGUCAACAUUCUUCGUCCCCGACGAAGCCAAAUAUAGCAGCUGACGUAGAUAGAAUUACAAAUAUAACUUUGAAUUCUAGUCAACAAUUUGAUACGGCAAAUAAAGAUCUCACAUCUAACGUAGAAAUAGAAAAUGCAAGUAUUUCGACAACAAAUGCAGAGCCGAUUUUGUCAGAUGUACCGAUUACUUCACCCAUACCUAAAACGGUGACUGAAACUAACAACGUAAAAAAUACAUCACCGACGCCGCAAGUUGCAGUCCAAAAGAACAUAAGAAAAGUUACACCGCCCAUUCAAAAAGUAACGACUGUAAAUAAUAUAGAAAAAACACAAGCCGAUAUUCAAUCUCAAGAUAAAUCUAAUAAUUUAAAUGACCUUGUUGAUAACACUCAAAGACUGAUACAACAAAUGAGAGAUGAAAUUAAUUCAGAUAUAAAUUCUAUUGAUAGUAGAAACAUAUCACAGAGUGAAGCAGAUAGCAGUUCAAAUGAAUCUGACAUUUCAACAGAACACGAGUCUAGCUAUAGUGAUACUGAAGAUAAAGAAACUGAUGAGUUAUCAACAAAUGAAAGUGAAAGUUCUGAUGAGGAAAGUGAAGAAGACCGUUUACAUGAAAGGCGGCCUACCAUAAUUCAAAGGACUAGUUCGGAAGAAAACGAUCAAUUCGAAGAAGCUAUGGAUCACAUAGAAGAUCAAAUGGAAGACUUCAAAAACACCAAUAUUGAAAUUUUAGAUUCGAUAGCGCGUAGCCUACAAGAAGAGCAUACUAUAUCACUUACCAUCGAUGAGCCCAAAAUAACAAAUGAGAGAAGAGAAGAUCUUAAUAACAAUUUAUUUGUAGAAGUUAAUUCUUUCGAAGAAAUUUAUGCUCAACUAAAUUCAAAUAAUAAAGGAAAAGUUAGCCCUACGCGUCCUGAUCAUAAUAAAUCCAAUGACCAACAAAAUAGCCGAUCAGAGCUAACCUCAAAUAAUGUACAGUCAGUUAUUACAAAUAAUAAAAAUGACAAGCAGAAAUCACCUGAUAAUGCAUCAAUAGGAAACCAAAAUAAUAUAAUUUCAAUUCAAGACGAACCUAAACAUGUUUCGCCUGAACCAGUAAAGAUUCCUAGGAUAAAUAUCACUAAGCAAUUAGUCGCAAUUUCAACAUUUAAGGCUAUGCCACCAAUACAAUUAAUAAUAUCAGAAAACAACCAAAUAGCACUGAAUGCUAUUAUAGAACAUUUAGAAGGAAUUGAUGAGAUUAAUAAUGAAAUACAAGAGCAUACUGUUGUUCAAAUCACAGAAGAAACAUCCGCAUUAGAAAAUGAUUUCAUUAUUACCGAAACGCCUGUAACGUCAAUGAAAAGCUUGCCACAAUCAUCAGAUGAGGAUGAUUCAAUGGGUACAGCUGACUCAGACGUUACACCAACGGAACAAACUGACUUAGUAGAUGAUGAUAAUACAAUCUUAGAAAAUAAUACAAAUACUCAGGAAAACUUGAGUAAUAAAAUAACAGAAAAUGUUGAUAGAACAGAAUCAAAAGAUGUCUCUGAUAUUUUGGACAACAAAGUAGAGAUAAAUAACGAAGUUUCGGACAGCAAUAAUAAAUCUCCUGAGAAAAUAAUUACAAAGCCACAAAAUCAGAGUAAAAUAAAUAAAACAUUCAAUGCCAUUAAAUCAAAUAUUCCAAAAUUAGUAAAAGUUGUGCAAAAUAAUAAGCAAAAAGGAGACAAGACUUCUCCAAAAGUUAUAGCUUCCAAGGUACCAGUUCGACGAGGCUCCCUUAAGCAGUACCCCGCACCGGCGCCUCCCAAAUCUCACUUCGGUAACAUUCAAAGCGGUCACGUAAAACAACUUCAAACUCGACUGUUUGAUAAUAAAUUUCCAAAAACUUCCAUCUCUGUGCCAAGUACGGUAGAAGCAAAACCGUCGACGUCUACGAUGCAUAAGAAAAAGCCCGCCCCGCCGCCCCCCACUCAAGAGGCAAAGCAAUCUUCACCGUCAAAAGCUCCACCUCCCAAAGAAAAAAAGGGCAAUUUCUUUAGAGAAUCUUGUCGCACGGAAGAUGAAUGGACAGAAAGUGACGCCGAAGAUACCCCAGUGCCGUUUUCUAAAGAAAGCGAAGAACCUAAUAGACCACCGUCACCGCCGCCGCCUGUUACUGUACGUCGGGUGUCUGGACAAAUCAUCGACCUCGCCAAAGUCCGGAUUCCGGAAGGUUCGCCAGAGCGGCAAGCGCGCAUGCUGCUGGCAGAGGGCGCGAGCGAGACGUGGGAGCAGGCGCGGCUGGCGGUGGAGCUGGUGUCGCGCGGCGCGGAGGCGGCGGCGGCGCUGCUGGCCGCGCUGGAGUGCGCCGACCUGCCCGCCGCGCUCGCCUACCUGCACCAGGACUGCGAGCUGUGUGCCGAGCGCCUCCCCGAGCACGAGAUGGUGUCGAUGCUGCGCUGCACGCACCGCUGCUGCCGCUCGUGCGCGCGGCUGUACUUCACGGUGCAGGUCACGGAGCGCAGCAUCGCGGACUGCGUGUGCCCCUACUGCAAGCUGCCCGAGCUCGAGAGCCUGCCCGAGGACGAGUGGCUGGAGUACUUCGCGCACCUCGACAUACAGCUCAAGACCUUGCUCGAGGCUGACGUGCACGAGCUGUUCCAGAGGAAGUUGCGAGACAGAACCCUGGCACGUGAUCCAAAUUUCCGAUGGUGCAUGGAGUGUUCCUCGGGAUUCUUUGUGCACCCGAAACAAAAGAAAAUCCGUUGCCCGGAGUGCCGGUCAGUGAGCUGCGCCAAAUGUAGGAAACAGUGGUCUGUUAACCACGAGGGCUUGACUUGCGAGCAAUACACCGCUUGGUUGGAAGAUAAUGAUCCAGAACGAGCCAUCGCCGCAGUUCAACAGCAUUUACGUGAAAAUGGCCUUGAAUGUCCGAGAUGCCACUUCAAAUAUUCACUAUCAAGGGGUGGCUGUAUGCACUUCACAUGCACGCAAUGCAAAUACGAAUUCUGCUAUGGGUGUGGAAAACCGUUUAUGAUGGGAGCUCGCUGCGGGCUCAGCGAAUAUUGCGCCAAGCUGGGGCUGCACGCGCACCACCCGCGGAACUGUCUCUUCUACCUGCGCGACAAGGAGCCUCAUGAACUGCAGACACUUCUACAGAUGAACAACGUGGAAUACGAGACAGCAGCGCCCGAGGGCAGCCCGAACCGGUGCCCCAUACAACUGCAGCGGGAGACGCCCACCGGCCUCGUGGACGGCACGUGCGGUAGCGAAGCGCCUGCCAACUAUGCCGGACUAUGCAAGAACCACUACCUGGAGUACCUGUCGCGCGUGGUGCGCGCGCGCGGCCUGGACCCGCUGCCGCUGCUGGACGUGGGCGACCUGGAGACGCUGGUGCGGCGCGCCGCGCUGCGCCCGCCGCCGCGGCCCUACGGCUCGCUGGACGGGCUCUACCGCCGCGCGCUGCAGGAGAUUGUGAAGGAGAAAAUACCCUUGGAUUGAAUUUGGAACUAUGUCCUUUUGCUCUUUUGGC
This is a messenger RNA of Ostrinia furnacalis (Asian corn borer), 8147 nucleotides long. Its product is annotated as Linear Ubiquitin E3 ligase. The transcript is spliced from 27 exons. Bases 242 to 8116 code for a protein of 2624 amino acids. The record is from RefSeq and is a predicted model, not a curated record. Gene Ontology annotation, molecular function: ubiquitin protein ligase activity; linear polyubiquitin binding; K63-linked polyubiquitin modification-dependent protein binding. Lineage: Eukaryota; Metazoa; Arthropoda; Insecta; Lepidoptera; Crambidae. Gene Ontology annotation, cellular component: LUBAC complex. Gene Ontology annotation, biological process: protein linear polyubiquitination.